Oncorhynchus nerka (sockeye salmon) is the source of this 1519-nucleotide messenger RNA. Its product is annotated as odorant receptor 131-2-like. Gene Ontology annotation, biological process: G protein-coupled receptor signaling pathway; detection of chemical stimulus involved in sensory perception of smell. Gene Ontology annotation, cellular component: membrane. Gene Ontology annotation, molecular function: olfactory receptor activity; G protein-coupled receptor activity; odorant binding. Bases 91 to 1056 code for a protein of 321 amino acids. The record is from RefSeq and is a predicted model, not a curated record. Lineage: Eukaryota; Metazoa; Chordata; Actinopteri; Salmoniformes; Salmonidae. The transcript has 2 exons.
CUUUCAGACCUUAAGAUGUGGACCUGGCACCUCAGAGAGAGACAGAGAGAGAGAGAGACACAGUAUCAGUGGAAGCUUCAAGGAGCCUAAAUGGCCAACGUGUCUGGGCCUCUGACUCAUCUGCAGCUGCAGGUCAUGCGGCUGGCCACCACAGAGGAGCGUAUCUUCAAGAUGUUCCUGGUGCUGGGGAUCCACGUGGUCUUUAUCUACAUCAACUUGGCCAUGCUGUUCACCCUGUGGAGCAAACCCUCAUUCCGCCACACCGCCCGCUACAUCCUGUUUGCCCACAUGCUGUUCAACGACACCAUCCACCUGGCCAUCGCCCUGACUCUCUACAUGCUGGGGAACUUAUAUCUGUUUGUGGUCCGCGUUGCCUGCGCCUUCAUGGUGCUGCUGUCUUCCUGCACUUUCGUCAAUGCCCCCCUCAACCUGGCUGUUAUGUCCCUGGAGAGGUACACAGCCGUCUGCUUCCCGCUGCGGCACAGUGAGCUGGCCACGCCCGGGAGAACCCAGCUGGCUGUGGGGCUGGUGUGGGCGCUGGGCGUCAUCAACGUGCUAAUUGAUGUGUGUGCUCUCUUCCUCAAAGAGCCGUCCUUCUUCUUGUCACCUGCGCUGUGUACCGUCGAGCAUCUGCAGACAGCUGGGUGGCAGCGGGAGAAGGGAGUGGCCCUGAAUACACUGCUGUUUGUGACAGUAACAGCUGUGCUGGUUUACACCUACGUGGCCAUCAUGCUGGAGGCCCGGUCCGCCUCAUCCUCUGAACCUGGGUCGGCACAAAGAGCCAUGCGUACCAUACUGCUGCACGCGCUCCAGUUGGGCCUGUCCAUCAUGUCCUUCAUGUAUGUGGUGCUGGAGUCCCUGCUGGCCAAACUGCCCCCAGCCAUCUACACACAGAUGCGCUUUAUCAACUUCAUGGUAGUGCUGAUCCUGCCGCGCUGCCUGAGCUCCCUCAUCUAUGGCCUGAGGGACAAGGCCUUCAGAUCAGCCUUCAGACAACACUUAAUCUGCUGCUCUGUUAGGAGGGUGGAGCCCCAACACAGAUCCACUAAACACUAACAUAUAGGAACACACACUUUUAUAUUUAAUUUGUUUUGAACCAGCAUGAACCAAUGAGGCCUAGAUUCAAUCCGGACUGAGGAAGAUCAGCGUUAUAGCACGCUUGACAUUUAAAGGUCAUUUCCGGUUGAUCUUACAUAUGCAGCAUUUACCGUGAAUGCAAACUCAGAGAACGCAUUUAACAUUGCCUUUAAAUGUAAAUUGCGCUAUAACGUGGAUUUUCCGCGGUCCGGAUUCUCUGUAAAAUAUAUAUGUUAAGGGAUUGUGUGAAUUUGCGUGUUUUCUUGUACAAACACCACUAUUGUUUUUAAAUUUCCUUUUAAUAAAAACCAACCAUGCAUUUUGUGUUUCUCCUUCACAUCAUGACUGCUGAGCAAGCUAAAUCAUAGGGGUAUACUUUUUUAUUUCCACAGAAUGGACACAACAAUGUCAACCUUUAUUGCCCCCCAAUAAUAUGAAUAAA